UAUUCCUACUAUUGCUGGUGGAAGUUUUUGCACUUGGAGAGUUCCCUUCCUGACUCGGCUCUUCCCUUUGCAAAAUGAAGGGCUGCAUCUGGGUAUUGGUGGCAACGUUACUGUGCCAGCAGCUUUGCCUCUUCCGAGUGAUGGCAGCAAAGAGAGAGAGGAAGAUGAAGAAAGAACCUAAUCAGUACACAGAGCCUUUCAAUAUUACUCUGUCAAACAGUGAGGAACUGCAUGGGCAUCCCAAGAUUUUAGAGUCUCCAGAUCCUCGAAUCACAGAUCCACGGCGUACCUGGAUCUCCUUUGUUCACCGCCCGGAUGAUGGCAACACCUCCAAAAGGAGAUGUAAAGGGAAAGACAAGAAAUUACGUGGCCUUGUUGGGCCGCCGGGACCUCCUGGCCCCCAAGGACCUCCUGGAGCACCCGGUGCUGAGGUCACCCGGGAAGUCCUUCUGCAGGAGUUUAAGGACAUAUUAAAAGAAGCCAUCGAGCGUCGGGCAUCCCUGGCCAUCUCAGCCCAUCCCAGCCAGCUACCUCCACUCCUGCUCUCCUUGGAGGAGGUUUCACCCCACAGGCGUGUAGAGGAGGCCUUCCAUUGCAAGCUCAAAGGCCAGGUCGUUGUGGAUAAGAAGACCUUGGUGGAACUUCAGAACUUCCAGUCGCCUCUGGCUAAAGGAGCUUUUCUUCGGGGGACAGGCUUAAAUUUGGCAACAGGACGUUUCACAGCACCUGUGUCUGGAAUCUACCAGUUUUCAGCCAACAUCCACAUUGACCACAGUGAGUUGAAGAGUAAAAUCCAGCUCCGAGCCAGAGACAACAUCCGAGUGUUGAUCUGCAUUGAAUCCCUCUGCCACCGAUACACGUCCUUGGAAGUCAUUGCUGGUCUGGAAAGUAACAGCAAAAUCUUCACUGUCUACGUGCAUGGCUUACUGCAGCUGCAGGCUGGUCAAUACACCUCCAUAUUUGUGGACAACGGCGCAGGAGCUCCUGUCACCAUCCAGAAUGGAUCAGAUUUCAUGGGCAUGUUAAUGGGUGUGUAACAUCAACAUCUGCAGCAGUGUAGCAGGGAAGAAUACGAAUUAGAGCCUUGCAGUAUAUAUUUGACUGAAGAAAUGUUUACUUUGACCCUCGAGGACUGCUUCCUGUAACUUGUUGGCAUCUUUCUAAACACAGUGAAGAGCCUUUUCUUUUGCAGACACUUCAGCUUGCUUUCAUGGGUGUUCAAGGUGCACACCAGUUCUUCAUAAAACCAUGCUUUUAUGAAUCAGAAACAAACUCUAUACUAUUCAACUUGCUUCACCAGAUGCUCACUGAACAAUACACUGAAGUUUGGAAUUUGUUUAAUGUGGUCACAAUAACACUUGUAAUUAGCAUGUCUUUGGCAUUGAUUUUUGCGAUAUUUGAGUUUGUAAAUGAAGGAUUCGGAUGAGAAGUAAAGUAGAGGCUAUAUUCUGUGUGUUGUGGAGGAAGAAGACAAGGAUUUGCCAGCAAAACUGUUUUUCAUACAGCUGGAAAAGG
Messenger RNA from Tinamus guttatus (white-throated tinamou), 1515 nucleotides. RefSeq names its product C1q and TNF related 12 (gene C1QTNF12). Gene Ontology annotation, biological process: negative regulation of gluconeogenesis; positive regulation of insulin receptor signaling pathway; positive regulation of D-glucose import across plasma membrane. The record is from RefSeq and is a predicted model, not a curated record. Lineage: Eukaryota; Metazoa; Chordata; Aves; Tinamiformes; Tinamidae. Gene Ontology annotation, molecular function: hormone activity.